Molecule: messenger RNA, 930 nt
Organism: Miscanthus lutarioriparius
Lineage: Eukaryota; Viridiplantae; Streptophyta; Magnoliopsida; Poales; Poaceae
Source: the annotation of a GenBank genome assembly
AUGGAGGCCACCGCGGUGCCGCGGGCUCUGUCCCUCCUCGGGCCAUCUCAGUCGCCGCCGCCGCCACCGCCUCGGAUGCGUAUGAACUGCUUGCGCGUAGCCAUUGGAGGAGGUGUGAGGUGGCGGGGGGCCGUGGCAGUCUGGGCGAAGAAGAAGAGGGGGAGGGGCGGGGACGGCGAGGCGCAGGAGCGGGUGGACACGCACAGCUUCGCGCCCAAGGCGGGCGAGUCUGCUGGGCUGUUCCCCGAGGCCGUCCUGCUUAGAAAGAAAAUGGUGAGAGAGGAUGGUCAAGUGUCACCAGAAUUUGCUGAUGCAGACGAAGAAAAGCUGUAUGAUUUUCUUAAUAUUCAGCUAGAAAGUGAUUUAAAUCUGAAAAGAAUGCGUCACUAUGAAGUAGUUUAUCUAAUUCAUGAGGACCGUAUUGAAGAAGUUGAAAAUGUUGUAUCAAAAGUACAAGAUUUUAUCAGGGACAAGAAAGGAAGGAUAUGGAGGCUUAACAAUUGGGGGCUGCGCAGGCUUGCUUACAAAAUAAAGAAAGCAACACAUGCCAAUUAUAUUUUAAUGAACUUUGAGAUAGAGUCAAGAUACAUCAAUGACUUCAAGACCCUGCUAGACAAGGAUGAAAGGAUCAUCAGACAUCUUGUUAUGAAACGGGAUGAGGCAAUUACUGAAGACUGCCCUCCCCCACCAGAAUUCCACAGUCUGCGAGCUCAACAAUAUUUUGAUGAUGAAUAUGAAGAUGUGGAAGAAGAGGAUGGGGAUGCUAGGAGUGAGAUAGAGUCUGCCAAUUAUGAUGAUGAUGUUGAAGCCAGUGACGAGCCUGAAAUUAUUUAUGUUGAUGAAGCUGAUCAGGAUAAUUACGAAGACACUAGAAGAAGGAACAGAGAGCUAAAGGUGAAGAAGUAUACAUCAGAGAAGGUAUUGAGGUAG